Molecule: messenger RNA, 2392 nt
Organism: Phycodurus eques (leafy seadragon)
Lineage: Eukaryota; Metazoa; Chordata; Actinopteri; Syngnathiformes; Syngnathidae
Product: cytospin-A-like
Exons: 13
Coding region: 282-1943 (553 amino acids)
Molecular function (GO): protein binding
Source: RefSeq, a predicted model, not a curated record
GCCGACUCUUCACAGCACACAAUCUCACAAGAUUCAACAUAGCGGCUGCGCAAGCACAACUUCCUCCCUCGAGUGACGCAUUAAAGGCGAAGAAGGAGCAGGCCGUGCAUCUCCAGAGACUCCAAAGCUUUAUGCACGUCAUGAACGCAGGAUUUCCAGGCGGGGGUGCAGAAGACCUGCAGGCGUGCACGCUUGCUUGAAGCGGCCCAGGAAGUAAAAGGCGUGCAGCUGCCAGAUUGGCUUCCUCUUGUGCAGACCUCUUUGUCAAGCCCUGCAUCACAAUGGGGAAUACAAACAACCGCUCCUCAGCAGGUUCUCCUUUUGAUUUCUUCCAAACUCACCUGACGCCCUCAGAGGCAGAUGUGACGACCAUGGCCAUAUCCUCCGAAACCUCCUCCCACAGGCCGCAAACGCCCUCACUCGAAAUGCCCCCGCACGACUCUCACGCCACCACCUUCGCAGUAACGGACUGGGCGCAGAGGCUCUCCCCUCCCUCCGAAUGGGCCAUCUUGAGCGUAGACGGCAGCAUCAAGUCUCCGAACGUGAGUGGCGAAGUGGCUGGCCACGACGAGGCCCCGGUGGUCAGUCUGUGCAGCCUGACAUCACUGAAUUCGUCCAGGGUGUGGCCUUUGGAGCAGAGCUGGCAGGAGAAGGACAGCGGGCUGGAGCCCCAGGCUGCGGCCGAGAGGUCCGGGAAGAAGCUGAGCCGGGCCUUGCUCCGCCUGAUUGAGCGCCAUUGUACUUUGUUGGGCCUCAGCCUAGACAUGGAUACCACCGUGGUAGCUGUAGAGCUGGUCAAACAGUUGAUAACGGAAAGAGACAAACUAGCCGAGGAGGUGAACAGCCUGCGAGAGACUCUAAACAAUGAGAAGUCGGAGUGGCAGCAGUUCCAGUGUGACCUACAUGUGGCCGUGUCCGUAGCCGAAGGACUGCGGGCGGAAUCGGAGCAAGCCCGAAGCCAGCUCCAGGAGGACCACAAGAGUUUGCAGGAGGAGCUGGCCCAGGCCCUGGGAAGGGAGCUGGAGAUGCAGCGGGAGCUGAAAUGUCUGUGCUCCCAACACACUGAUGUGUGCCGCAGAUUGGGCUCGCUUGAAAAGCAGCAGCCAAUGGACAGAAGAUUCACAGAAGACAAAAGCCACCCUGCGGAGGGUCAUGCGAUGAAAAUGCACUACGUUAUGGAGGAAGCUGACAUGAAAAGUGUUCACAAACAAGAGGAGCAUGAAGCUAAUGAAAAGAUGGAUGCAAAAAGAUCUGCAAACUCACAGCUGACGGGCAAGGGUAUAGUGAAGGUAUACGUGGAUGCGCUGGAGAAGAAAAAAGGAGAGCGUGAUCCAAGGAGGAGUCUGUCCCGUAUUCCAUUGCCUGUUGACUCUUCCUGUCACAAUAAUAACUUGAUUAAAACGAGCUCAACAUUGCCACAACGCAAGAAAGAAGAGCCACCACAAGGGAGGAAGAUGGCGCACAUUUUCAAGCGCCAUGACAGCUGGUCAAGCUGUCACACAGGAAAACUGGAUGAUGCGCCUUCCGAUAUCAAACCCGCGAAUGGAUUGUGCGCUCAGCUACGGCGUCACGGCGGCUCCAAAAGAAACUCCCUGCUGAGCUGGUGUCAAAGUCGUACUGAAGGCUAUCAGUAUAUUGAGAUCACGAACUUCAGCACCUGCUGGCAGGACGGUUUGGCCUUCUGUGCCGUGUAUCAUACUUAUCUGCCUACUCGCAUCCCUUACAACAGCCUCGACCCAGCAGAGAAGAAGGAAAAUUUGGAUCUCGCUUUUAAGACGGGAGAGUCUGUUGGGAUCACAACCACUCUGUCUGUGGAGGAGAUGCUGAAGGAGGAUGGUCCAGAAUGGCAGAAAGUACUGUGUUAUGUCGAAAGCAUAUUUCAUCACUUUGUCAGAUAUGAGGUAGCAACCACCCAAGGCUAUGACUGUGUGUCUGCAAUAUGACCAGAAUUUAUCGUUUUAUGGUGCCGCUCACUCCUCUUGCGCCGUCAUGCUUCACAGCUCCCCAAUAUAAGAACCUUGACUGGGUUUCUUUCUUUUUUUUCUCCCCCUCCCCAAUGAUGUCGCUCACACUGGGUAAGAUAAGCAGCCAGGAUGUUGCACUGACUGUACCCCAUGUUACAAAAAAAGUAUGAGACAAGCAUGAAUAUAACUGAACUCCUCAUUUGUUUUGUUGGGCCUUGAAGCACUGGUUUGCACUAAAUUUCUUUAAGAAAAUUAACACUUUAAUGGAGACUAUUUUUGGAAUAGGGACACUUAGUGUUGUUUAUCUUGGCCGAUAAGCGGCAUCAUCUGCUGUGAUUGUCACAUUCACUGCAUGCAGCCAAACUCGAAGACUGAAUUUUAUAUGUUAAAAUGUUUGACGUCUGAGGAACAUUUUAGGAAAAUGCAUU